Messenger RNA from Linum trigynum, 1425 nucleotides. The record is from the annotation of a GenBank genome assembly. Lineage: Eukaryota; Viridiplantae; Streptophyta; Magnoliopsida; Malpighiales; Linaceae.
AAGUAAAUAAUAUAUAAAUAAUCAAAACAAAAUUAAUUAUUUUUUCAUCAUCUUCCACCGCCGCACUCCCAAACCCUCCCCUGCACCUUCUUCAAUCGAUCUGCCUUAGGGUAAUUAAUUUCCUCAAACCAUCGGCCCUCCUAACUCUCCUCCACCACCGCAACAACCUCCAGAUCUCAUCGGCCCUCCUAACUCUCCUCCACCACCGCAACAACCUCCAGAUCUGACAAGAUAACCUAUGGAUGACGAAGCUCCUCCGCUCCGCUGAAACCGCUGACUGGAGAUCGAGGAAAAAAGACGAGCAGGCCUCUUCCGCCUUCUUCCGAGUGCAAUCGUGCAGGCGAAACCGAGGGGAAUCAAACUAGCCAAUUGGUAACUGCAACAACGACCAACGAGAAUCGACCCGACAUAUCCAGAAACAACCCCUCAAGCUCAGUUAUUGGAGAUCUGGAUCUUCUGGUCCUAUAAAGAGGUUGGACGGUGGCGAGGUUUCGGGACGCAUGAGGGCGAAGCUUGUUUUGGAAUGGAGAAGGUCGAGGGAGGCUACCGAUACUGGUGGAAAGAUGAGGGGAUUGACUGCGGCGAGAGUCACCGCCACCUCCUGUCCACCCUUUGUUGCUGGAAGUCGAGAGGCAGACUGUUGGCGAUUGGAACCCUUCGUCUGUCGCCCAAAUCCAACUCGGAUUCCCAGCUGCCACCAGCGUCUUUCAUCUUAUUAACUGCUUUGAUUCAGCCGCCACCUACUGUUGCUCCGAUUCCUGGAAAAAAGUUUCGAUAGGUGGUGUUGUGGUUGCUGCUUUUUAUUAGAAUCAUCAAUUAGGAGGCGAGAUAGAGUUGGAAUAGAAGAGAAGGUGAAAAGCAACUUUCUGCCGCUAGCAUCUCUUCCCGGAUCGAUGGCGGCUGAGAGAGUCCAAGUCCUAACUUGAGAGGCUUCAAGUCGAUAAAGCUUAAUCUUUCUAGAGGUGGUAGCUGGAAGGGAUUCCAAUUCCGUCUAGUUUGAAUCUCCAAUUUUUUUUUUUAGUUUAAUAUAAUUUUGAAUAAAAAAAAUAAUCUAAUGUGUAAAAGGAUAAUAGAUGUGUAAUGAUGUGGCAUUUACAUGGCUGCCACAUUUUUGCUACAUCAUCAAAAGUUAAUAUUGUUUUGACCAUCGUCUGGUCAACCGUUAUCUGUAACGGUCAAUAAAAAUGUUAGUUAAAUGACACAAAACUAUCAUACGAUGGGAUAGAAAUGAAAUAUUGAAAAGAAUAGGAUACAAGUGGCAUUUUGAUGAUAGUUCGAGUGUUGUAGUGGUAUUAGUCCUAACCUUUUUGGUAUGCUCUAUGAUAUAUGUGAUGUGGUUUGUUGCAGUUUUUGUUUAUAUUUUGUGGUCUGCUUCAUUAUACUUGUGGUGAGGCGCCGGAUGCAGAAUUAAUGCACAACGCAAUA